This is a messenger RNA of Galleria mellonella (greater wax moth), 4718 nucleotides long. RefSeq names its product nitric oxide synthase-like (gene NOS1). Gene Ontology annotation, molecular function: heme binding; FMN binding; nitric-oxide synthase activity. The coding region runs from base 191 to 3823 and encodes 1210 amino acids. The record is from RefSeq and is a predicted model, not a curated record. Gene Ontology annotation, biological process: nitric oxide biosynthetic process. NCBI's taxonomy places the organism in Eukaryota, Metazoa, Arthropoda, Insecta, Lepidoptera, Pyralidae. The transcript is spliced from 22 exons.
ACCGAUCGAUAUAAUCGAUGCACGUGCGAGUGGGCACGAGUCGUUGCUCACGAACUUGGUUGCCGAGACAACCGCGUCAGUUUUGCUUUGGGUUUCCUCCAGUAUGCAUAUAUAAUAUGCUCCGGCUUGUGUUACAGUCAGUUUGUUAUGCGAAUGCGAGAAAAUUCAGUGUUCGCGUAAUUUUGUGCAUAUGUUAAAUAUAUUCGAUUUUUGUUGUGUUAAAGGUCCAAAGGGAUCGAUUGAUGACAAUUACUCGAAAAUGGCGCAAAUUAAUGGACACCAUAUACCCGCGACUUGCCCGUUCAGUGCUGAUAAUGUGCAUAUGAAAGGUGAUGACAGUCAGAAACCAGUGAAACCAAAUCUUCGUGUAAAAGUUCCUCAGCCAAUAAGAUUGAAAAAUCUUAUAGCUAAUGAAGAGAAUUUCGAUACACUACAUUCGCAGAUAGAAGAAGUAUCUAGUUUUAACACAAAAUGCUCGGAAAAAGUGUGUCAGGCGAGUAUAAUGGAUAUCCCGAACCGUGGCGAUACUCCAAGGACAGUGGAAGAGGUAUUCAAGGAUGCCGAAUCUUUUCUCAAACAGUACUACGCAUCUAUACGAAGAGAAAAUUCCGAAGCGCACACAGGAAGGCUGGAGGAGGUGAAGCGGGAGUUAAAUGAAAAAGGAACCUACCAGUUGAAAACUUCCGAAUUAGUGUUCGGAGCUAAGUUGGCAUGGCGGAACGCUAACAGAUGCAUCGGUCGGAUACAGUGGAAAAAGUUACAAAUAUUCGAUUGCAGAGAAGUAACCACAGCGAGUGGAAUGUUCGAGGCGCUCUGUAAUCAUAUCAAAUACGCUACAAAUAAAGGAAAUAUAAGGUCAGCAAUAACAAUAUUCCCGCAACGCACAGACGGCAAGCAUGACUACAGGAUAUGGAAUCCGCAGCUAAUCAGCUAUGCUGGUUACUUGGAGCCAGAUGGUUCUGUACUGGGAGAUCCGGCGCGAGUCGAAUUUACUGAGAUCUGCAUUAGACUUGGCUGGAAGCCACCUCGCACUGCAUGGGAUAUAUUGCCUCUAGUGCUGUCAGCAGAUGGCAAAGAUCCCGAGUACUUCGAAAUCCCACGGGAAAUUAUUAUGGAAGUGAAAAUGGAACACCCCAAGUAUGAUUGGUUCAAAGAGCUAGGCUUACGCUGGUACGCGUUGCCUGCGGUUUCCAACAUGAGACUGGACUGCGGUGGUCUGGAAUUUACGGGCACCGCUUUCAAUGGCUGGUACAUGGGAACAGAGAUCGGUUGUCGCAACUUCAGUGACGCCAACCGAUUAAAUGUUAUCGAGACAGUAGCAACAAAAAUGGGUUUGGAUACGAAUUCGUAUGUGUCUCUCUGGAAGGACAGUGCUCUGGUCGAAGUCAAUAUAGCAGUACUGCACAGUUUCCACAGAGACAACGUCUCUAUAGUGGACCACCAUUCCGCUUCUGAGCAAUUCAUAAAACAUUUGGACAAUGAAAACAAAAGCAGAGGAGGAUGUCCUGCCGAUUGGAUCUGGAUAGUACCGCCAAUGUCUUCGUCUUUGACUGCUGUGUUUCAUCAGGAAAUGGCACUAUACAAUAUGAGACCUUCUUAUGAUUAUCAAGAACCCGCAUGGAAGACUCACAAAUGGAGCAAGACCGACGGCAACAAGACUGUUCAUAGGAAAUUCCACUUCAAGCAGAUUGCGAGAGCCGUGAAGUUUACUUCCAAAUUGUUUGGUCGAGCUCUCUCUAAGCGCAUCAAAGCGACCAUACUGUACGCCACAGAAACAGGCAAAUCUGAACAGUAUGCCAAAGAGUUGGGGACUAUAUUUGGACACGCCUUCAAUGCACAGGUUCACUGCAUGUCAGAUUACGAUGUGUUCUCUAUAGAACACGAAACUCUAGUCUUGAUUGUGACGUCGACAUUUGGUAACGGCGAACCCCCUGCUAAUGGAGAGGAUUUCGCUAAACAUCUUUUCCAAAUGUUGUAUAAUGAGAGGAAAAGUCAAGAGGAUGGGCAUGACGCGUAUAAUCCUGGUAAUUAUAAACUACCAACACCAAAGUCUUUAAUGCGUACAAACAGUUUAAUGGCACCUAAUAUUGAUUAUAAGAAACAGUUGUCGCGUUUGGAAUCGAACAAAAGUAGCAUAGCAGGAUCGUCGACAGUAGAACAAAUAGGACCACUCAGUAAUGUAUGCUUUGCAGUAUUUGCAUUAGGAUCUAGCACCUAUCCGAAGUUCUGUAACUUUGGGAAGAAUAUAGACAAAAUACUAGGCGAUCUUGGAGGCGAAAGAAUUUUAGAAUUGGCAUGUGGAGAUGAAAUGUAUGGACAGGAACAACAGUUUCGAAAUUGGUCAUCGAAUAUUUUCCACGUUGCUUGCGAAACGUUCUGUUUGGACGAAAGUGAUAUGAUAAAAGAUGCAAAGAAAGCUUUAACUACACUACCUCUAGCUGAAGAGACUGUGCGAUUUGGAAAACCUAUACCUGAUAUAUCAAUAAAAUGUGCACUUGAAUCAAGCUUUAGAAAACAGUUGAUUGCUUGUAAAAUCAAGCAUAAUAAAUUGUUAGGUGACUGUACUGCAGAUCGUGCAACAAUUUUUAUUGAUAUGGAACCAGAGAUUGAAUUAAAAUACGAACCUGGAGACCAUGUUGGUAUAAUGGCGUGUAAUAGAAAAGAAAUAGUAGAUGCUGUACUAGAAAGACUAAAGGAUAUCGAUGAUUAUGAUAAACCUUUACAAUUGCAAGUUAUGAAGGAAACACUUACACCUACUGGUGCAAUCAAAACAUGGGAACGACAUGAACGUAUAUCGACGGCUACAGUAAGAGAUAUAUUCACUCGGUUUUUGGACAUCACUACACCACCGUCAACAACAGUGCUGAAGUACCUUGCAAACUGUUGCAGCAAUAAAUCUGAAGCUGAGAAGAUUAGAAAAUUAGCUACGGAUUCAGUUGCGUAUGAUGAUUGGAGACAUUUCUAUUACCCUCAUUUGGCAGAAGUUUUGGCAGACUAUCCGUCAUGUAGACCUCAAGCUUCAUUAUUAGCGGCAUUGUUACCACCGCUGCAACCUAGAUUUUAUUCGAUAUCAUCAUCACCUUUAGCACAUCAUUCGAGAAUUCAUAUUACUGUUGCAAUAGUUGUCUACAAAAGUCAAAAUGGCAAAGGACCUACACAUUACGGAGUAUGUUCUACUUAUUUAAAAAAUUUGAAACCAGGUGACCAAGUAUUUGUUUUUAUUAGACGCGCUCCUAAUUUCCACAUGCCUAAAGAUUUGUCUGCUCCGCUUAUAUUGGUUGGACCUGGAUCAGGCAUUGCACCAUUUAGAGGUUUCUGGCAUCAUCGCAGAGAAGAGAGAAAGAAUGUCAAGGAAAGAGAGCAGGAAAAAGAAUUCGGUCCUAUUUUAUUAUUUUUUGGCUGUAGAAAUCAAAGAAUGGAUUUGUAUACAGAAGAAAAGAAGCAAGCUUUACAAGAAGGCGUCUUGAGCAAAGCAAUGGUAGCGCUGUCGAGAGAACAUGGUGCAGAUAAAAAACAUGUUCAAGAACUAUUAGAAGAUGAAGGUGCUGAAGUCACAAGGUUAUUAUUAGAUAAAGAUGGACACUUUUAUGUUUGUGGCGAUUGUAAAAUGGCAGAAGAAGUCCAACAGAAACUGAAGUCAAUUAUUAAGAAGCAAGCUAAAAUGUCGGACGAGGAAGUAGAUGAUUUCAUGUUAGAGUUAAUGGAUGAAAACAGAUAUCACGAAGACAUAUUUGGCAUAACACUUAGAACCGCUCAAGUGCAAAGUGCAUCGCGAGACAUUGCUAAGCGAACUCGUCAGGAGUCCAUCCAAUCUCAAUCGUAAAAAACAAUAAUAAUUUUUUGCAGAUAUUGACUGAUUUUGAAUGUGAAAUAUACCAAAUUUUAAUUCUGUAGAGCAUCCAGAAUAAUGUUGUUUAGACCGUAAGGCUAUAAUUAUUAUAAAUUCAUUUUAGAGUUAUGAUCAUUUUUAUUAAAAAUAUAUCAAACGUCUAAUUUCUUAGAAAAAGUGAAUAUUGCAUAAUAUUAUUUAUUUUUACUUCUUAUAAUUAUUAUAUUAUUGUAAGAAUGCUUUAAUAUUUUUAAUAAAAGUAGCUUCUAUUUUUAAAUAGAAUAUUAUUAUGAGUUGUAUUAAAUAAAUAAAAAGUUGUAAAAAACUUUAAGAAAAAAAAAUGCUUAAAAAACAAUAUACUUAUACUUUUAUCAGACUUUUUUAUUACAUUUUCUUUGAUAUUAAGUGAAUAUGUAGUAAUCUCUGUUAAAAUAGUCACUAAAAUUCUUCAACAACCGUUCGUGUUUGUACAAUAAUUUUAUCAAUAUUGUAGUCGGUUUAUCUUAAAUAGAAAAACCUUGAGGAGUUCUUACUUAAAUACCUACAAUGUAGAAUUAAAAAUAAAAAUAAUAAUUAAACGAAUCAACACGCAGUACUUGGUCAUUAAUCAUGUACCCAGUGCUACUCACAGCUGCAAGAUGAGCCGAAUACCUCAUUUGUCAAAAUCGGUCAGCAGUUCCUAGUUACUAUGAAGUUACGUAGCGUAAUGUUUACGUUAUAUAUUUGCCGAAUAUUCAAUUGCCAUUUUUAAUGGUCGCAAACCAAUUGGCAAUCUUUUUAAAUGGAAUUCAAUAUGACAACGAACAUCAGAAUAAGUAUUUAGUAUAUAAAUAGUUGUAACUUAACUAAUGUAAUAAGAAUUUCUUUAAUAAAAGACAUUUUGUAAUUA